This is a messenger RNA of Penicillium samsonianum, 318 nucleotides long. RefSeq names its product putative quinol monooxygenase. The coding region runs from base 1 to 318 and encodes 105 amino acids. Lineage: Eukaryota; Fungi; Ascomycota; Eurotiomycetes; Eurotiales; Aspergillaceae. The transcript has 3 exons. The record is from RefSeq and is a predicted model, not a curated record.
AUGUCCGAAAUCAACGUCACCGCAGUUUUCAUUCCAAAGCCAGAGAAGUUUGAAGAAGUAGCUACUCUUGUAACCGAGGUCAUCAAACAGGUGCAAGAACACGAACCGGACACACUGCUCUACUACGCAUAUGAAAUCAAGGACAAGAAUGAGAUUGUGAUUGUUGAGAGAUAUAAGAACCAGGCGGCGAUCCAGACCCACGUCAAAUCGCCCUAUUUCCGAACCUUCGCAGGAAAAUUAUCCACUUUGUUGACGAAGCCGGCAGAGAUCAGGGCAGGUGGGUUCCUGAGUGGUUCGAGGGGUGUGUCGCGAAUUUAG